CUUUCCCACGCUCCCUGUGCCGUCAGCCAGCUAAAUAGGAGCGCCAAGCGCCCCCAGUGUCGCACUCGACGCCCGUUCCUCCUCAGGCAAACACUUCGUCCAAGAGAGCAGUGAUGAAGGCCGUUUGUAUCGUGGCCUUGUUCGCCGCACUGUGCGUCGCUCCCUUCCGAGCUGAACGGCCACCGCCCGAAGUGCUGCGUCCUCUGCCCCGCCCCGGCCAUGAGGGCGUGCGCACUCUGCCGGCUCUUUUGCCUGACGACCUGAGGCAGACGAGACCUGCUCGACCAGACGUUCCGCCCUUCCAGCGCCCACAGAUCCAGCCCCGACACCCUUCUUUUAUCAAGCAGACGAAGCCUCUUCCCCGUCCGGUGGGAGUUGAAACUCUACCAGCAGAACUCCCAGAGGAUUUCAGGCAGACAAGACCCUUUGCUCGUCCAACAGGAGUAAACACACUUCCUGCUGACCUUCCUGAGGAUCUUCGAGGCUCAAGGAAGCAGACAAGGCCUUUUGUCCGCCCCGACGUCCCAUCCUUCCAGCGCCCUCAGAUCCAGCCCCGACACCCGUCCUUUCUCAUGCAGACGAAACCACUGCCUCGUCCUCUCAGAGUGGCAACUCUGCCAGCAGAACUCCCAGAGGAUUUCAGGCAGACAAGACCCUUUGCUCGCCCAGUCGGAGUAAAUACACUUCCUGUUGACCUUCCUGAGGAUUUUCAAGCUUCAAGGACGCAGACAAGGCCUUUUGUCCGCCCCGACGUCCCUUCUUUCCAGCGACCUCAAAUCCAGCCCCGACACCCGUCCUUUCUCAUGCAGACGAAGCCUCUUCCCCGUCCAGUGGGAGUUGAAACUCUGCCAGCAGAAUUGCCAGAGGAUUUCAGGCAGACAAGACCCUUUUCUCGUCCAGCCGGAGUAAACACACUUCCUGCUGACCUUCCUGAGGAUCUUCGAGGCUCAAGGCAGCAGACAAGGCCUUUUGUCCGCCCAGACGUCCCUUCCUUCCAGCGACCUCAGAUCCAGCCCCAACACCCAUCUUUCACCAAGCAAACGAAGCCUCUGCCUCGUCCGGUAGAACUUCCGGGGGAUCUCAAGCAGACAAGGCCCUUUGCUCGUCCUCCAGUCCCAUCUCUCCAGCGCCCUAAUCCUUGGUCUCUCCAUGUGCCUCAGGGCGAAGCCGAGAUCUGCCAGAGCUGCGAGCGACUGCCCUUCGUUCGCCGAGGAGCCUGUUGCAAGCGGUGGAACCUCUGCUGUUGAGGAACUUCGGGGCUGCAGGGCGACAGAUGACAUCCUGUGACUCUUAUUAUUGUCAAUUUUGAUGACUGUUUGGCUUUUUCAUUUAUUGAUUAGGUGGAUAAUCAUAGUGUCACUACCCACAGAUUAUGUAACAUAAACAGAACGAGUCUUUUCAGUAAUCAAUAUGAGUGUUUGUGACGCCAAACAUUUGGGAAUAUGCUACAUGAAAUCAUUUCAGCAUAAUACACACAAAUAUAAUAUUUUAAAAUCUUA
Molecule: messenger RNA, 1499 nt
Organism: Penaeus indicus
Lineage: Eukaryota; Metazoa; Arthropoda; Malacostraca; Decapoda; Penaeidae
Exons: 2
Coding region: 114-1247 (377 amino acids)
Source: RefSeq, a predicted model, not a curated record